AUGAUACGUUUACAUAGGUCAUUCUCUACUGCUGGGAAAAUACUAGCUCGUACAAAAUUUACUAUACCAAAACCUCCUCCACCAAUACGUGAUAAUGUACGUUUACCAACUCAAAUCACCCAUCAUUCAAACAAUUUAAAGAUCACUGCUCCUAUUCCACCAACUAUUGCAAAUGUAGAAUGCCCAGAUGAUCAUCCCUUAUGGCAGUUUUUCCAUGAAAAAAAAUUCUUAAGAGCUGAAGAAGAUUUGGAUAUGCAAGCCAGGUCGUGGUCAGUUCCUGAAUUAAGACGUAAAAGUUUUGACGAUUUGCAUUCCUUAUGGUACAUUUGUUUGAAAGAAAGAAACGUCCUCGCUAGAGAGACUCAUCUAUUAGAAGUGUCGAUGGGGGCAGAUGCAGGUCCCUAUAUGGAAUUAUCCGAUACGAUUAGAGACACAAUGUGGAAGAUCAGACAUGUAUUAAGUGAGCGUGAUUAUGCCAUUAAACUGGCUCAAACUUCAUUCACUAAUGAAACUAAGAAAUUUUGUGACGAGUUUGUAUCGGAGUUUAAAAAUGAGGUCAGCUACCCUAAGGAGGACCCUGCUACUUGGGAUACUUUAAAUAGAUUUCAAUAUGCUAUCUUUGGCAUUAGUGAAAUCAUCGAAGAGAAUAUCAUCGAUAGAUCCUUUGUGGAUGGGAUUAAAUGUGUGGCAAAUAUAAAAUUACAAAAAUUAAAUACUCAAGGAGUUGAUUUAGGAACAAUCACUGAUGCAGGUGAAGCCUUUGUAUUAUUCACAUCAGAAAAUAACGUUCAAGCAAUUAAUGACGCCAUUAAGAUCGUUCAAGAAUUGAGAACAACUGGCAAGACUGUAUCAAGGUAUGACGAAUUACAAAUUGUACAAAAUUAUAUUCAACAAUUGACAGAUGCAUCGGUGAAUCAAGAACAAUCCAUCUAA
This is a messenger RNA of Maudiozyma barnettii, 933 nucleotides long. It is a transcript of the gene MRPL4, whose product is annotated as mitochondrial 54S ribosomal protein uL29m. Gene Ontology annotation, cellular component: mitochondrial ribosome; mitochondrial large ribosomal subunit. Gene Ontology annotation, biological process: mitochondrial translation. Lineage: Eukaryota; Fungi; Ascomycota; Saccharomycetes; Saccharomycetales; Saccharomycetaceae. Gene Ontology annotation, molecular function: structural constituent of ribosome. The coding region runs from base 1 to 933 and encodes 310 amino acids. The record is from RefSeq and is a predicted model, not a curated record. The transcript has a single exon.